Messenger RNA from Salmo salar (Atlantic salmon), 5175 nucleotides. Its product is annotated as protocadherin-17. The record is from RefSeq and is a predicted model, not a curated record. Gene Ontology annotation, molecular function: calcium ion binding. Gene Ontology annotation, biological process: homophilic cell-cell adhesion. NCBI's taxonomy places the organism in Eukaryota, Metazoa, Chordata, Actinopteri, Salmoniformes, Salmonidae. Gene Ontology annotation, cellular component: plasma membrane.
CUCACAUCAGUAAGUGAGUCACGUACCAGCGGAACAGCCCUCCUUCAAUGCGAACUUGCCAGACCUAUUGGAGAAAACCCCCAAGGCAGGAUCUGUCACUGUUUCACUCAUUGGCUGAAAGACGAUCAGAAACAUGUUAAAUGCACCAAGAUAUAAACUGGAGUCGGUGUAGGGCGUAUUGAGGAUUCUAGAGGUAACCAGAUCUCAAUGCCAAGACGAGCUGUUUUCAACUGUUGACGUGACUGGAGAAUUGAACACAGAAAAAAAUAUAUAUAUAUUUUUGAGCAUAUCGGAAAAUCUACAACGUUGUGCACCUGAUUUCUUGGAUUUGUGUAACCUCUAAAGAGGCAGUGUUGAUGCUCUUACCCCGAAUCAAUGCAGGAUGCAAGAGCACAAGGUCCAACUGGACUGGAUUACCGGAUUACUGGACUGAUUAUAGGACAAUUAUCGGGCAAAAGUCCUUAUCGCUCUCCAGAUGUUCGUGAAUGAAAGGAUGUAAAACGUGGUCCCGAAGGAGCAUAUUUAUUGGUGCAUCUGCUAUAGGAUACUUUAUGGGUUAGUUCAUGUAGCCUACAUGUUCAUAACCUAUAUGCAACAGUGUGUAGCCUAGCUCUCACAUGAGAAAAAAAAAGUAUACUGUGUACUGUAGAUGGUAGCCGGCUACGCUGGAAAAUGUGUAGUUAAAUGAAUGAAUAUCUCCGUAUUUUUCUGUAAACUAGGUGUAGAUGCCGCAUGGGCUUUGCGCAUUUGUACUGCCUAACCUUCAGCAUAGAGUGUUGAACAAACGGUUGUAACCUUGUAGCAACAAGGGAAAUCAUGAACGCUUUAAAAUCACUAAAUAUAUUAUAUUCAUCGCACAAGUGAAUCACGUCUGCCACAUGUUCAAUUGUGUAUUGCUUUAGGCGAAUGCGUGAUAUGUCUUUGGGCGUUCAUCUUUGUUUACAGAAAGAGUUCAUCAUAGCUGUUUAUGGCAUGUGAAGGAGGUUAGAAUAACCGCUUAAAAGAGGGAAAAGGCUGGCUCAUAAAUCGAUUAAAUAUCCUCUGUCGUCUUGGAUACAAAACUACCUGUCUCUUGUGAUUUUAGUCGUAGUGUGGCACCUGGACAAAUCAACAGGUUGGAAGUUAAAAGGGACAUUUUUUAAGCACGCGCAUCCUACACAGUAAAGGGAUAUGCGUCUUCCUGUUCUAUUUUUCCUUCUCUUCUGGGCUAAAGCCCGGACACUGAAAAAUCUCAAUUAUUCUGUUCCGGAGGAGCAGGGACCUGGAACUGUUAUCGGAAACAUUGCUAAGGAUGCCGGAUUUGGACCCGUGGAGAAAGGAAAAAAAUCGAACUUUCGAGUUCUGGAGAAUUCUGCUCCACAUCUCAUUGAUGUGGAUUCGGAGAGUGGGCUGCUUUUUACCAAACAGCGGAUUGACAGGGAGACAUUGUGCAAACGCAACCCCAAGUGUCAGCUCUCCAUGGAAGUGUUUGCCAACGACAAGGAAAUAUGCAUGAUCAAGAUUGAUGUAGUGGAUAUAAACGACAACUCCCCCAGUUUCCCCUCAGAUCACAUCAAUAUUGAUAUUUCAGAGAAUGCAGCUGCUGGGACACGGUUCCCUUUAACAAUUGCACACGACUCAGAUUCUGGACAAAACGGAAUAAAGACUUAUCAGGUCACCAGAGAUGAUUACAAUACAUUUUCUUUGGACUUGAAAUUGAGGGGUGAUGGAACCAUCUAUCCUGAAUUGGUGGUUCAGCGCCCUCUAGAUAGGGAAGAUCAGUCUCAUCACACCCUCCUUUUGACAGCCAUUGAUGGAGGCGAGUAUCCAAGAUCAGGGUCCAUGCAAAUCAAUGUGAGAGUUACUGAUUCAAAUGAUAAUAGCCCGGUAUUUGACAAACCCGGCUACAUGCUGGAGCUUCCUGAAAACUCACCGCCUGGAAGAAUGCUGAUAGAUGUGAAUGCAACUGACCAAGAUGAGGGCAGCAAUGGACAGAUAGUCUAUUCUUUCAGUGGAUAUGCAUCCGAUAGAGUCCAGGAGUUGUUUUCUAUUGAUCCCAAAACAGGUGUCAUUAAGAUUCAGGGAGAAAUUGACUAUGAGGAUAAUCCAACCAUUGAAUUUGACGUGCAGGCCAUGGACCUGGGGCCUAACCCCAUCCCUGGCCAUUGUAAGAUUUCAGUCAAAGUGCUUGACAAGAAUGAUAACUGGCCCGUUAUAAGUUUUGUCUCCGUCCGCCAGGGAGCUAUCAGUGAGGCAGCGCCUCCAGAAUCUGUCAUCGCCCUGGUGAGAGUCACUGAUAAGGAUUCUGGGAGGAAUGGCCAGCUCCAGUGCAGGGUGCUUGGCAAUGUACCAUUCAGGCUGCAGGAAAACAAUGAUAAUUUUUACACUCUGCUCACAGACAGACCUCUAGACAGGGAACUGAAAGACGAAUAUAAUGUGACCAUAGUGGCCAGAGACAACGGAAUACCUUCGUUGAAUUACACCAAAUCAUUUACAGUGAAAAUCUUAGAUGAGAAUGAUAACGCACCACGUUUCACCAAGACAGUGUACGUGCUCCAGGUGCCUGAGAACAAUAUCCCAGGGGAGUACUUAGGCUCAGUUCUGGCUCAUGAUCCAGAUAUAGGUCAGAAUGGAACUGUGUCUUACUCCAUUUUACCGUCGCACAUCGGAGACGUGUCAGUUUACACCUACGUGUCUGUCAAUCCUACCAACGGAGCCAUAUACGCAUCAAGGUCUUUCAACUACGAACAAACUAAGUUCUUUGAGUUCAAAGUUCAAGCUAAAGACGCAGGGUCUCCUCAUAUGGAGGGCAGUGCCACCGUCAGGGUCAGUGUGCUUGACGUCAAUGACAAUCUACCAGUUAUUGUAUUACCCCUCCUGCUAAAUGAUACUGCGGAAAUCAUGGUACCUAGAAAUGUAGGCCUGGGGUACAUAGUGACCACAGUGAGAGCAGUCGAUCAGGACCACGGGGAGAGCGGUCGUCUGACCUACGAGAUCUGGGAGGGUAACGAGGAGCACCUGUUUGAGAUGGACCCUGUGGCCGGCGAGGUGAGGACUGCCCAUGCUGUGUGGGAGGACGUGGCCCCAGCUGUGGAGCUGGUAGUGAAGGUAACCGAUCACGGCAAGCCCCCGCUGUCUGCCGUGGCUAAGCUGAUUAUUAAGGCCAACACAGGAGCCAUGACAGCAGGGGAGUCCAGCGCCAGCGGGGAGCAGCAGCACUGGGACAUGUCCCUGCCCCUCAUCAUCACCCUCUGCAUCAUCUCCCUCAUGCUCCUGGCUGUCAUGACUACCAUCGCCGUUAAGUCCAAGCAUCAAGAUAAGGAGGCUGAGAAUUAUAACUGCCGUAUGGCCGAGUACUCCAACUCCAAUCCCCCGGUUGGAAACGGCAAGAAGAAGAGGAUCAACAAGAGCGACAUCAUGCUGGUGCAGAGCGAGGUGGAGGAGAGGGACUCUGUGAGCAGGAUGAACGUGGUGAGCAGCCCGUCUCUCAUCACCUCGCCUAUCUGUUUCGACUACCAGGCGACCAGCCCACUGCCUCUCACGCUGCCCAGGUCAGAGGUCAUGUACCUGAAAACCACUUUCAACAGCCUGACGGUACCUCGGGCUGGCUGUCACUCAAGCUUUGCAGGGCUUACCACAGAGACUCCUAUGAAUAGAAUGUCAGUGAUACAGACGGAUAAUUUUCCUUCGGAGCCGAAUAACAUGGCCAACAGGCAACCAUUUGCUCAAAGCAGCUCAACUUUUAAGGAUGCAGAGCGAGCGAGCCUCCGAGACAGUGGCCAUGGUGAUAGUGACCAGGCUGAUAGUGACCUGGAUACUAAUAAAGGCUGUGCCUGCAACACGUCUGCCAGGGAGGCCCUCAAGAUGAAAGCCACAGCAGUUAAUGGCCAGCCUCUUGACCAGGGACAAGGCAGAUCUGUUCACUGCACAGAUGAAUGUCGUGCACUGGGCCAUUCUGACAGAUGCUGGAUGCCAAAGUUACGGGUAGGAGGCCAAGCAGACAGCGGCGAUAAUCGCACCGACCUUUUCAUCCCAGUGGGAAUGGAGGCCACGACGGAGACAGAGAUUUAUGGCAGCCUCAACCGCAGCGCAGCCAGAAAAACCCUCAGCACGUUCGGCAAGGAGCAGCGGGACAGCACCAUCCUAGUGGCCAACAUCAAACCCUACUUCAAGUCUCAGCGUGCCCGCAGUCCCCAGUUGCAGGAGUGCUCCUCUGCGUCCAACAGCCCCACCAAAGGGAACACACCCCUGGACUCCCACACCAAAGGGCCUAGGGAGGAGGUGGGGAGGGACGGGGAGGGGGGCUCAGACAGCAGUGCCUAUGGACCCCCAGACGGCCAAUGUUCACCGCCCCAUACGGAAUUGGAGGAGCCGUCAUACAUGGCUUGCGACCUCAGGCCCAAGUCCCUGUCAAACAGCCUUAUCCACAGCUCUGAGAUCAGAUCUGGGAUCAUCAGCCAGGAGUGUGGGGGGAUGGAGUGUGUCAGUCCAAACCAGCGGGACUCUGGGGACUGAAAGGUCAGGGUCUGGGCCUUGCUCUCAUCUGGGUGCCGUGUGAUGAGGUCACAGAUGAAUGACGGAAGGGUAAUUUAUGUUCACCCAGGAAGGUUCCAGACAUUGUACUGUAUAACCAAAAACCAUCAGACAUUAGCUCUGUCUUUUUUUUAAUUCUGUGGUUUGUUGUUAAAAGUAAAGAAAAACAUGUAUGUCCAUGGUUCUGACUGCUGUGAGCAGAAGGGGAAGAAAAUCAUUGCUUUCAUGCUAUUAUGUGUUUUCAUGCUAUACUGUUCAAUUUAGAUGUCCGUGUUUUACACAAUUCAAGCUCCAAUUUUGUGAGGUUGUUGAACGAAUUGCUGCUGUGAAGGUAUUGAGUCCUGUCUGCUUUUGUUAAGUGAUAUGCUUUUGUCUUCACUUACUGUAGUGUAUGAAAAACACCCGCUUGGAUUUAUGAUUUAAGUGAAAUACAACGUGAAGUGUCUUAUGAACGUUUAAAUGCGACUCUGCUCUGGUAAACCAGGGAAUGUCCCUUUUCAUAAAAACCAUUUGAGGUUGCUGAUAAAUCAAGCCGUUUUUUACAAAUGUAUUUGUAAUUUUAUCGUCGGUUUAUGUGCAAAAAAAAGCUGAGCUUUCAAGUGAAUAUGAGCUACUGUACUUGUGUAUUGUAUUAAAUUUGUAUACACACGUGCUACAGCGGAA